Messenger RNA from Marchantia polymorpha subsp. ruderalis, 1574 nucleotides. Lineage: Eukaryota; Viridiplantae; Streptophyta; Marchantiopsida; Marchantiales; Marchantiaceae. The record is from the annotation of a GenBank genome assembly.
UGGGAAGCCGAAUUGUACUCGGCGAUUUGUAUCUGUUUCCAUAGAAAGGCAAGCGGAGGAGUAAGGGAGGAAAAGGCCAAAAAUAAAAAAAAAGAGGCGAACGCUGUGUUCUUCUGCAUCGCGUUUACUGGAUUGGAGAUGUGGAUUGUGUACCACACCCGGCUGGCGGGCGUGUGUGGCACACAAUCCAUAUCUUCUUCGAUCCAGGAUUCCUGGCACACGCGCCCAGCACCGGCUUCUCUAGACUGCACUGCCAGGUUAUUUCUCUUCGAGUGACCGGCUCGAGAGAAUUCUGCAGCAAGUGUUGAGGAAUUCUGCAGCAGGAGCGCGAGAUUUAUCGAACCGGAAGCAAUGGCAGCAAUGGCCGUCCAAGCUUUGGCUUCCACUUCGUCCGUGUCGAGGUUGGCAUCCGUCAGCAACGGCGUGAGCGCAUCGUCUCGGCUGGAAUUCGCGCCCUUGCGUUCGGUUACUUUGAAGAGGAGCAAUGUUGUGCAAACCGUGUGCUCCGCAGCUGCUUCCGACCGCGUGCCUGAUAUGGGAAAGAGGCAGCUGAUGAACCUGCUGUUGUUGGGUGCCAUCUCCCUGCCCACCGCUGGUCUUCUGGGACCUUACCUGUACUUUUUGGUUCCUCCCGGCUCAGGAGGCGCUGGUGCUGGAGUCACCGCUAAGGAUGCUUUGGGUAACGACAUCACCCUUAAGGGCUGGCUGAAGACCCAUCAGCCAGGUGACAGGACUCUUGCUCAGGGUUUGAAGGGAGACCCCACUUACCUCGUGGUCGAGAACGAUGGUACUCUAGCGACAUACGGUAUCAACGCCGUGUGCACUCAUCUCGGAUGCGUCGUGCCUUUCAACAACGCCGAGAACAAGUUCAUCUGCCCAUGCCACGGUUCGCAGUACAACAACCAAGGAAAGGUUGUCCGAGGUCCUGCGCCUUUGUCUCUGGCUUUGGCUCACGUGGAUGUUAUUGACGAGAAGGUUGUGUUCAGCACAUGGUCAGAAACUGACUUCAGGUCCGGCGAAGAGCCAUGGUGGUCAUAGAUGACUCGCCGCUUGUAUAUCAGAUUCUUCUGUCGCAAUUGCUAAUUUGGUGACAUCGAAUUGGAAGAUUGCAAUUCAUUAUCAGCUCGCUGUGUAAACGAUAUGAUAGUCUUUCAACGGAUUUGUAACAUUUACGUUCUCUUUUAAUGUGCCACGACAUCUUUUUAGAAAAAAAGCAUUUGGACAAUGCCUUGUCAAUUGAUAGGUGUUGAUAGGAACUCGGUAUGCCCGUCCAGGUGAUCGAAAUCUCUAGUAGUUUGGCUCUUAUUUUAAAGUCCAUCUAGGCACUGCUAUGAACAUGUUCAUUCUGUAUAAUGUGAUGGUCAAUUUCCUGUUAUUCUCUUUUUCUCUUAAGUUUUCCCAUCUUCGAGAGACGUGCAUAUUGUGGGUAGCAAAGUCAUACGUCUUUUCAUGAACCGAUGUCACAUCCAACCCCUCACCGACAGUUGGAGAAUUGUUUAUAGGUGCAAUUUCGUAUUAGAUCUACCUAUUCGGAUCGACUAGUGAGGUAACUCUGGGAGGUUGUGGAUGUUAUG